Phycomyces blakesleeanus NRRL 1555(-) is the source of this 687-nucleotide messenger RNA. RefSeq lists its product as hypothetical. Lineage: Eukaryota; Fungi; Mucoromycota; Mucoromycetes; Mucorales; Phycomycetaceae. The transcript is spliced from 3 exons. The record is from RefSeq and is a predicted model, not a curated record. Bases 1 to 687 code for a protein of 228 amino acids.
AUGUAUCGACCAAGCUUCCUUGACCCUGGCAGAAAGACAGUUUUUACAGCUGCUGUUGGACUUGAUCCUAAUGAACAUCAACUGAGACAUUGUACAACCAAGGAAUAUUAUCAUCUGACAGGCUCUACAUUGUAUGCCAGGAAAUUGCAACAAGAAAAGGAUACUGCUGGAAUUACAGCAAUCGAGUCUGCUACACCUUCAGCUAAAACUGGCAGAAACAUACAAUUUCUUCGGUAUGCCGAUUACAUGCUUCCCAACAUGGACACUUUGUUUACUUUUUGUGACUAUAAUACUGCUAAAUAUCGGUUCAACUUAUACCAAGGCAAACAAAGAGCUCCUGACAUGAUGGUCAAUAUUUUGUUGAGCGGCAGUGCUAGAUACAAUAGGAGAAGACAUUUUAGGAAGAAGAACAGAAAACAAGAACGCCAAAACAAAAAAGACAAAUCAAAAGUUCCAUUUGUUGUGUUCGGGAACGGGAUGUUUGGGAAGGAUCGGGUGAAGCUGAAAGGUUUACGCUGUAGUGUUGCUGGUGAUCUUCUAGUACUACCAAUUGAUGAACAUCCAGCCUCUAAGAUCUGCAAAAUAUGCAAAAGUAGGACCCUAAUAGACCAUCCAAACGUCAAAGGCAAAUUUAUUGUCCAAAAAUUCAUUUUGAUUCGCCCAGAAAAAGAAACUGGAAUCGUUUAA